AUGGAAGGAGAGCUAGACAAGUCGGAGGAAGAAAGUACAGCCCAGAGGACUCAAGUGCUUAAAAAGUUAGAUGAGGCAGUUCGAACAUUUGUACAAAAUACCAACGAGUUAAAGGAAAGGCUAGAGAGGAUUGAGACCCAAGUGCAAACGUGGAAAAGACAGGAGUAUCCCAAGGGUGCAGGAAAUAACAUAGAUACAGAUAUUGCAUUUGAUAUGAACAAUCGGAAUCUAAACAAAGCUUUACUUAGUCAAACUAUUCGUGAAGAAUUGUCAAAGUACAACCUAAAUAAAUCCGGUUUGCAAAAUAAAAUCCAAGUAGAAGUAUUAGAUGAAGAAAUGUUAGAAAAAGAUAAAGCUAGGGUACGAGACAUAAUAAUUAAUGGAAUUGAUCCGACUUAUCAUACUAAAGUAGCACACAUCCGCGAUCCCAAAGAACUUUUAAGUAAAAUAAAAGAAUUAAAAGAUAGUGAGGAGUUACUAUCCUCCGCAGGACUUAAACGGAAACUGUACAACAUUAAAUUCAAUCCCAGUAAGGAAACAGCUUCCACAUUUUGGGAUAAGUUCGAUAAAAUAGUUAGAACAUAUAAUAAUCUACCCGAUAUUACAGAAUUGUCCGAAAUUAAAGUUAAAGAUGCAUUUUUCGAAGCAAUAGUUACUCAUUUACCAAAUAUUCGAGAUGUUCAGUUCAUAAAUAAAAAUUCGACCGGUAAGGAAUUAAUAAUUGAUCAAUUAAAAACAUAUAUUGUACAGCAGGAAGCAGCUAGAAGAGAUAGGGCAGAAAAUACCCAAAUUCAGACAACACCAACGGCAGUUUUCACUGCGACAGCUAGAAGACAAGGAAUUUGUAGUACGUGUGGUAAUAAAGGGCAUCAACUGGACCGAUGCUCAAGAACGACUGCUAUGUACUACCGGUGCAGACGAUAUGAGGGCCAUAUCAGCACCACCUGCCCGUAUACAGACGAGCAAGUCGAGCAGAUGACAGGAAAGCCGGUGGCAGCUAGAACAGGCUCGUCAGAUCCCAAAAAGCCAAAGUUAGAUUAUAUUCGAGGUCAUGGUAGAGGUCGUGGUCAAGGUCGAGGUCGUGGUAAAGGAUCCCAAAAUCUGAAUCAGGGAAGCAAUACUAACAACAAAGAUGAGACAAAACAAUUGGUCAUAAAUUGUGCCAACAAUAAUGGGGAUGCGAUAAUGAGAUCGGAGGGAGUUGGACAGUUAGAUAGCUCUGAUGGAAGGAUAGCUAGAAAUAUAAAUAACAAUGAAGUAGUAGCUUAUGUAGCAGCAAACGAGCAUAAGUAUAAUACUAGAAGCUCAGCUGCAAUUCAAUCAAUUGACGAAACAAUGCAAACUGACACAAGUCCAGAAUCAGAACUUAACGAGCUUAGCUCUAAGUCUUCUGAUCUUUAUGAAACAUUAUGUGACAGAAAAAUAAGAAUGCUUUGGCAUGUUAGACUAGGUCAUGCAUCACUUCAGUACUUGAAAGAAUUUCAGAAGAAAUUCCCCAUGAUUAAAGAUUUGCAAGACACUAAAUUUGAUGAAUCAAUUAAGGAUUGCGAAGUCUGUAUUGUUUCAAAGUUCGAUAAAUUACCGUUUAAACAAGUUAGACAUAGAGCAGCAAGACCAUUACAGAUAGUACUUUCAGAUUUGAUGGGACCUAUAAGUCCAGCAAGUCACCCCAAAGGCCAUAGGUUUAUAUCAGUAUUUGUGGAUGAUUACUCCCGUGUAGCCAUGGCAUAUCCAAUGAAAAAUAAAUCAGAAUCUGGUAAAUUUUUAGAGGCAUUUAUUAGAAGUGUUAGAAAUUUGAUAGGAACAGAUGAAAAAAUGUGUUAUCUAAGAUGCGAUCAAGGUACAGAAUUUACAGGUGGUUAUACGUUAGAAGUUCUAGAAAAGUAA
Copidosoma floridanum is the source of this 1887-nucleotide messenger RNA. RefSeq lists its product as uncharacterized. Lineage: Eukaryota; Metazoa; Arthropoda; Insecta; Hymenoptera; Encyrtidae. The record is from RefSeq and is a predicted model, not a curated record.